AUGGGCUUCAUCUCUUCUGUUGCUCGUUGCGUACGCGAUAACAAGCUCUCCCGCAGACUCUCCACAAAUAACAAACCACAACGUCUGGAAGACGACUACAACGACCUAAUCAAAAUUUCCUCAAAUACAACCUCCCUUGCUCGAGCUGAAAGCAUGGCGUCCGCAUCGACAGCUGUCCACCACUCCGCUCACGAGCCCACUUUCCCGACCGAGACCCCAGUUCAACAUGAGCAAAUGAGUCCCGCGCAAUUGAGUCUGAGCAUUCAGAUGCAAAAUCUCUUCGACAAUGGGCAGCUCCUGGAUGAUGCAAAUAACAGAGCCGCGAGAGCUUUGUCAAGACCCGAGUAUCCAAUUCUCAAGCUCGACACCGUUCAGUCGCCGUUUGAUACACCGCCGAAAAAGCUACAAGCUCCCAUCGAGACAGGAGAGAAGACGGCGUUGGAUGAGACCAGAUAUUUCAAAAACGGCUACUUGAAGCGCCAGCGAGAAGAAAAGAGCGGUGAUAAUGUCGGAAUGGAGAAGGAAAGCGGGAAGAAAGGUUCAAAAUUACGUCGUUCGAUGACUGGUCUCUUUCGAAAGACGUAUAGUUUCCGACUACCUCGAUCGCCGGUGUCUAUGAAGACAGUGCGUGCCCCCACAUCUCCCACAUCUCCCACAUCUCCCACAUCUCCCAGAUGGAUCGAUGUAGAUGCUUCAAGCUUGGCGGAUGAGGAGUGUUUAGUUUCCGAGAAAGACGAAGAAAAGUGGCUGGAGGCUCAUGGUAUUGGUGGAGGACGGGAUAUCGGAAUUUGGACCAGCGAAGGUGUUGGAAGAACUUAUUGA
Penicillium manginii is the source of this 822-nucleotide messenger RNA. RefSeq lists its product as uncharacterized. The transcript has a single exon. Lineage: Eukaryota; Fungi; Ascomycota; Eurotiomycetes; Eurotiales; Aspergillaceae. The record is from RefSeq and is a predicted model, not a curated record. The coding region runs from base 1 to 822 and encodes 273 amino acids.